Saccharomycodes ludwigii is the source of this 1053-nucleotide messenger RNA. It is a transcript of the gene CYC2, whose product is annotated as oxidoreductase. Lineage: Eukaryota; Fungi; Ascomycota; Saccharomycetes; Saccharomycodales; Saccharomycodaceae. The transcript has a single exon. Bases 1 to 1053 code for a protein of 350 amino acids. Gene Ontology annotation, molecular function: oxidoreductase activity. The record is from RefSeq and is a predicted model, not a curated record.
AUGUAUAUGAAACCUUUAUUUAAAAGGUCACUAUAUAUUGGGUCCUCAAUAAUUGCACUUUCAACAGGUGGAUAUUAUUUCUAUAAAAAAAGUUUUGUUUUAAAUAAACCAUCAAUAGAACUGAAUCCAGACUUUUUCGUGAAAUAUAAAAUCAAUUGGAGACAUGAUAUAGAUAAAGAUCAUUACUUACUGGAACUAAAACCACUAAUCCCACAAAAGAAAAAUAUUUGGAAGGACAUGGGGUAUAAUAAAUUAUGGAGCGUGGAAGUUAAGCAACCUGAAAUAUCAGUGGUUAGAAACUACACGCCAUUGCCGUUGGUGCAUAGCAAAAAUGCCGUCGUUAAAGAUGAAGAUACGAACAUAGUUGAUGUUUUAAAGGAUGGAUGCAAUGCAGAUGGGAUCUUGAUGUUUUAUAUAAAGCAGUAUUCUAAUGGUGAAGUUGCUAGGUGGUUACAUAAUUUGCCACAGGGCCAUGUUAUUGAAUUGCGAGGUCCAUUUCUUGAAUAUGAGUUUCCAGAAUAUCCGAAAGAUGAGAUAAUCAGAGACAGGUCGUUUUUAUGGAAUGGAGCGCCAGAAAAGUCAGAAAAAGAACGAUUUAAGUAUCAGCCAUUUGAUAUCUGUAUGUUUACUGGUGGGACUGGGAUAGUGGCUUGUUUACAAUUGGUUUUGACAGAAAAUCCUUUCAGAGGCCGUAUUAAAUUAUUUCAUGGAUGUCAUGAUAGGAAAGAAUUAGGACCGCUGUAUCCUCUAAUGAAAAAGCUAGACAAACAUGACAGAAUAGAUUUAAACUUGUACGAAAAUUUUAGUUCAAAUUUAAAAUCAAUUUUUAAGCUAAUCCCAAAGCCUUACGGAUAUGAAGGCCAAAGGGUUUUCCAAGUAGAUGGUAAUAAUGAUCCCAAACAAAUCAUUAGGCCUGUUUUAAGCUUAGUUGUUGGUCCAGAGGGAUUUAUUACUUCUGUUGCUGGCACUAAGUUGACCCCAUAUCAAGGUCCCAUAUCCGGUUUAUUAGGCGCUAAAGGUUGGAGUAAUGAUAAUGUUUAUAAGUUAUCUUGA